GCGUGCAACGUCACAGAUAUAUAGACCUUUGUCGUAGUUUGUAUUAGCAUACACGUCUGCUCAACGGUGUAGCUGCUGUUGUCUUGUCUCUCCGCGCAGGCGACUAAGACCGACGGAAAAUGGGAGUGCGGGUGCUGGAGAACCAAAAAGAAUUUGAAUUGGUACUUAAGGAGGCAGGAUGCAAACUGGUGGUUGUUGACUUCUCUGCAGUGUGGUGUCAUCCUUGUAACAACAUGAAGCCAACAUUCCUAACUUUGGCAGAGAAACAUCAAGAUGUAAUUUUCUGUGAAGUAGAUGUGGAUGAUGCACAAGAUUGUGCUGAAAGCUGUGGCAUUAAAUGCAUGCCAACAUUCCAAUUCUACAAGAAUGGACAGAUGGUGUUUGAAUUUUCUGGAGCCAAUAAAACAACACUGGAAGACAAAAUUCAAGAGUUGUGCUAAUGUUCUUAAUGAAACUGGUGUUUGAAACAUAAAAAUCAAUAAUAAAUCUUUAGUUUAUUGUAAAGGUA
Molecule: messenger RNA, 508 nt
Organism: Stegostoma tigrinum
Lineage: Eukaryota; Metazoa; Chordata; Chondrichthyes; Orectolobiformes; Stegostomatidae
Product: thioredoxin-like
Exons: 5
Coding region: 120-440 (106 amino acids)
Molecular function (GO): protein-disulfide reductase activity
Source: RefSeq, a predicted model, not a curated record